GAAGCUGCACGAAUUCCUCCACUCCCUCCGCGCGCGCGCGCGCGGGCAGUCCGCGCCGCCCGAUUGCGGCGAUUGUCUCAUGAUCCCAUUUGACUCCCCUGCUCCUGCUCCUGCUGCUGCUGCUGCUCCCCUCCCGCCGGUUCGUAUCUCGUCUGGGAUUUCGUUUUGCGCUUUUUGGUUCCGGUUUCUCAGUUUCCUUUUCCCCUCCCGGUUGUUAUGCUUCCCUAGCGGUGGUAAUCGAGAUCUGUGAAUUUAUAGCCAUGGCCGACGUUGAGGGGGGCAGGAUUCGGGGGGAUUCCUGUUUAUCCGUCGAAUGCGUGAGGAUUUGGAGUUUUCCGUAGUAGGAAGCGAGGGUUUUUGUGUUGCUUUGGUGGGUUUCGCUAGCUGAGAUUCGAUCUGGGUUUUCGAGCUUCGAGGGAUUUUGUGGCGAGGGUCGUGGGUUUUUUGUUUGUGCGGGGGUAGGGAUGAAGAUAGAGCUAGGUGUUGGGGAUGGGCCUUGGAAUGAUGAAGAGAAAGCUAUGGUUGCUGCGGUCUUAGGAACCCGGGCGUUCGAUUACUUGGUGUCCAGCUCGGUUUCGAAUGACAAUCUCCUGAUGUCCAUUGGGAGUGACGAGAAUUUGCAAAACAAGCUCUCGGAUCUCGUGGACCACCCCGACUCUUCCAACUUUAGCUGGAACUAUGCCAUCUUCUGGCAAAUUUCUAGGUCUAAGUCGGGGGAUUGGCUGUUGGGUUGGGGGGAUGGGUCCUGUAGGGAGCCGAAAGAUGGAGAAGAAUCCGAAGCGACUCGAAUCCUCAAUUUGAGACUCGAGGACGAGUGCCUGCAGAGGAUGAGGAAGCGGGUGCUGGACAAGCUGCAUACCGUCUUUGGCGGGUCGGAUGAGGACAAUUACGCGCUUGGUUUGGACCGGGUGACGGAUAUGGAGAUGUUCUUUCUGGCGUCCAUGUACUUCUUGUUUCCCACGGGAGAAGGGGGUCCAGGCAAGUGUUUUGCUUCGCGGAAGCACGUAUGGCUGACGGAUGCACUCAAGUCGUCCUCUGAUUACUGUGUUCGGUCAUUUCUUGCAAAGUCUGCGGGGAUUCAGACAAUAAUUUUGGUUCCGACUGACGUUGGGGUUGUAGAGCUGGGUUCGGUUAGAUCUGUACCCGAAAGCUCGGAGGUGUUGAAGUCCAUAAGAUUGUCUUUCUCGGCAAAUUCAUUCGCGCUGGCUAAGCCAAUAGCAGCCUUACCCGUGACGAACGACAAGAAGGACGAAAAUGCCCCCUUCUCCAAUUUGGCGCUGGCAAGUAAGGGAGAGGGAAUCUCCAAGAUAUUUGGGCAGGAAUUGAGCACAAGUAACAGUCAUGGUCAUGGCCAUGGCCAUUUUAGGGAGAAACUCGCCGUUAGAAAGAUGGACCCCAGGCCUUCGUGGGAAGCUUACCAUAACGGAGGUAAACUCGCAUUUUCAACCCCUAGAAACGGUACCCAUGACGCAAGUUGGCCUCAUGCUCAUGGCGUAAAACAGGCGAGUCCUGUCGAAUUUUAUGGUUCUCAAACCUCGGCCAGUAAGCUAGAGGAGCGGAUGAAUGGUGGUAGGAACGAUAUUGGGUUGAACCGCUACCAAGCACAAAAGCAGGUGCAAAUGCAAAUCGACUUUACGGGUGCCACUUCAAGGCCUUCUGUGAUGGCCCGACCAUUCACCGCUGACUCUGAGCAUUCUGAUGUUGAAGCUUCGUGCAAGGAAGAGCAGGGUGGGGCAGCGAACGAGAAGAGACCAAGAAAACGAGGCCGGAAGCCUGCAAAUGGAAGAGAAGAACCUCUCAAUCAUGUGGAGGCAGAGCGGCAGCGACGCGAGAAGCUGAACCAGAGGUUCUACGCUCUUCGUGCAGUGGUGCCUAAUAUAUCCAAGAUGGAUAAAGCUUCCUUAUUAGGAGAUGCCAUUGCUUAUAUAAACGAGCUUCAAGCAAAGCUCAAAAUCAUGGAAGCAGAUCGGGAGAGGUUUGGAAGCACUUCGAGAGAUGCAUCAGCUGUCGAGGUUGAUGCCAACGCGGAGCAAUCGAACCAAGCUCCGGAUGUUGAUGUCCAAGCUACUGCUGCCGAUGAGGUCGUUGUGAGGGUCAGCUGUCCUUUGAAUUCUCAUCCCGCAUCAAGAGUCAUCCAGGCUUUCCAAGAGGCGCAGGUCACCGUUCUCGACUCGAAGCUUUCGACAGCCAACGACACUGUGUUUCAUACAUUUCUGAUAAAGUCGCAAGGGUCUGAACAGAUGACCAAGGAGAAGUUAACUGCAGCAUUUUCCCGUGAAUCCAACUCCUUAGAGCCAUUGUCGUCUGUUGGCUAAUGGGCGAUGUUCGCUUAUGCUAUAGUGGAUAGGCGUAAUACAUAGGGAAAGCCCCUUUGGAAGCUCGAUCAGAGUUUUGGAUUGCUGCAGAGUUUCCUUAAGAAGUGGUUGAGCCAAAAGGAGAAAAAUGACUUCCUGUUGACCAAUUAGGACAGCAAAUUUACUUUCAUUUUUUGUUUUUUUUUUAUGGUAAACAAUCCUCUCAUAAGGAAAUAUUCUUGAAAGUUGAAUUGAGUCUGUAAGUCUAUACCAUUUGUGGUUGUUCUGAACAUUAAUAUAGUUUCUCUUUAUAA
This is a messenger RNA of Syzygium oleosum, 2608 nucleotides long. RefSeq names its product transcription factor MTB1-like. Bases 465 to 2315 code for a protein of 616 amino acids. The transcript has a single exon. Gene Ontology annotation, molecular function: DNA-binding transcription factor activity; protein dimerization activity; transcription cis-regulatory region binding. Gene Ontology annotation, biological process: regulation of DNA-templated transcription. The record is from RefSeq and is a predicted model, not a curated record. NCBI's taxonomy places the organism in Eukaryota, Viridiplantae, Streptophyta, Magnoliopsida, Myrtales, Myrtaceae. Gene Ontology annotation, cellular component: nucleus.